CAUAUACACCGUGGUUGUGCUGCCGCUGCUGCUGUCUUCUCAUAUAUUCGAAAAUUCAUCUGAAAGAUUCAGACAUUUUCGUUUGUCGUCGUUCUCUUCGAAUUCGAUUUGUGAUAAAUCCAAAAAAGAUUUUAUUUUUUGAUUUUCUUUUUCCAGUUUUAAAAUUCGUUAACAAUCCAUCAUCCGGUCCGAAUUGAGUGUUGUACAUAAAGUCUGUGAAAUGAAUUCAAGUGGUCAAUUGAAAUCGGUGAAUUAAUCGCGAUUGUCGUCUUCUUUAUUUAAAAAAAAGCCCAGCAAACAUUGAAUUCAGCAUUAGAGAUCUCGAAACAAACACCGUUUUGUUUAACAUCUUCUAUUUCUUGUAUAUUGUAAAAAUCAUAUCUAUUUCAACGGCACAUAAAUAGGGAAAAAACCGUACAUUUGAAUGUGUGAAACGAUUUUUUUGUUAUUGCGAUACUGAAUAAUACAAAAACGAAGUAAAGCUGAAUGCCAAAAUAAAAGAGAGUGUGUGUGAAAGAGAUAGAGAGGUAAAAAAAUAGGUACGCUGAAAUGACUGUCAAAUAGAGAGCUGGAGACGAUACGAAAUAUAUAUGAAAGGUAGACAGUUAGAUUGGAGAAAAAAAUAUGUCAAGUUUCUGUGUAUUCGCUUUUGACAGAAGCUAGUUUAUAUGUGCAGCUGAAAAAAAAGCAUCCAGUGUUUAAAAUUGCGCCAAAUAAAACGUGUCAUAUAGCGUCAAAUAGAUAUAUAAACACACCACGAUUAGGAAAUAAUCGAACGGGAUUUAUUUUAGAUAUACACAAAAAAAAUCGAAGCAAAGAACAAAAAUGGAUAGCGAUAGCGAUGAUGGUGCGACUAUUAGAAAAAAAUCACAUCGAAAUCGACGCCUUGAAAGUAAUAUUACCUCAAGUGAUGAUGAUUCCAAUGCAAGUACCGUACCAGUUGAUUUUGAUGCACUCAAAAAUGAUACAACGUCCAUGAUCAUUGACGAAGCUCAUGAUGCUGAUGUAGCAUCAGCCACCGAAGAAAUAGAUACAGGCGAUCCAUUGUUACUGCCAUCAAAUGUUGAAGCAAAUCAAAUGCCGCACGAUGAAUCAAAUGAGAUUGAAACAAAUGCAGAAGCGGAUUGUGAUGUUCAAAAUGUGAUAAUCAAUAAUGAAAAUGAAGUUGAAAACACAGUAGGCCGCAUCAAAUUAGUACCGUUAACACAGUUGUUAACACAAAACGAUGAACAGCAGGAUAAAUCAAAAAAACCAAUCGAGCUGAGCUCAGACAACAGCAGCAGCAGCAGCAGCAGCAGCGAUGAAUUGUUGUCAAGACUCGCGAAGCCAAAAAGUUCAAAGAAACGAUUUUCAAAAACUCGACAUACCAAACGAAAUACAAAUCAGAGCACCGAAGAUGAAUCGGACAACGACUCAGUUUCAAGUCAAAAUCACAAAUCCAAAGCACAUAAAUCAAAACCAAAUGAAAAACAUGAUUUGUAUUCGUCAAAAAUUCAAUUAGUUAAAUUACCCGUAAAUUUGGAACCCUUGCUCAAACGAUACGAUCUUAGCGAAAUUCGUGACAACGAUCAAACGGUUAUUGUGUCAAGAGUUAAAACGCAUCGUAAUGAGAAAAAAUCGAAUUUUAAACACGCAUUGAAUGAUGGAAGCGACGAUACCAGCGACAACGCCAAUAAAUUGAAAAGAAAUCAAACAAAGAAACAGAAGCAAAACGAUGAUUGUAUGCCAACCACUUCGAAGAACUCGAAGAACUCUAACAAAGAAAAGAGAUCGCAACGAAUUCAAAAACAAAAACCAUUGCACUACAAUAUUUCAUCUGACAGCGACGACACCAACAACAGCAACAGCAACAGCAACAACAACAACGACGACGAUUACGUUUCAGACGACGACGACUACGACGACGACGACAUCAAUAAGAAAAAAAUGCGGAAAAAGAACGUUCCAAAAUCGUCAAAUGAUGUCACCGACUCGACUGACGCCUCGACAAAUUCAGAGGAUGACAUCGAGGAAAGUGAGAAGAGCAGCGAAAGUGAACCAAACAUUCGAAGCAAAAGAAAACGCCAAAUUACAAAAAAGAGUAGCGAAGAUGACGAUGACGACGAUUAUCCAAAACCUGCAAAGCACAAACGUCGCAAGCGAAUCAAAAAUAAUUCGAGCAGUAGCGAUGAUGACGGGGACAAGGGCACGCCGAAGAAGCAUGGUCGAAAGAAUAUUCGCAAGAUGAUACGAAGUGCCGAUUUGGAAGAGGAAACAAAAGAGGCUGCCAAACGUGAGGCCGAGCGUAAAAAGCGUAUUGAAGACAGACAGAAAUUGUAUAAUGAAAUGUACGAUAACAAAUUGGAAGAAAUCAGUGAGCUUGAUAAAUUGGUGUUGGAUUUUGAUACUGAUACAAAGCAAGAAUUGAUUUCGGUUGAUAAGAAAUUGGUGAAAAAAUUAAAACCGCACCAGGGCCAAGGUAUCAAAUUCAUGUGGGAUGCUUGUUUUGAAACGCUUGAAAAACUCAAUGAGAACCAUGGCGGUGGCUGUAUCCUUGCCCACUGUAUGGGCUUAGGUAAAACAUUACAAGUUGUAACAUUGGUGCACACACUAUUGACACACAGUGAUAAAACGAACGUUGAAAAGGUGUUAAUCAUUUGUCCUGUGAGCACAGUUCUGAACUGGGUGAACGAAUUUAAAAUUUGGCUACGUCACUGCAGUCAAAAUCGAAACAUUGAAAUUUUUGAAAUUUCCAAAUACAAACAAAAUGCAGAACGUGCAUAUCGAAUCAGCGAAUGGCACAACGAUGGUGGUGUACUUAUUUUGGGGUACGAUAUGUUUCGAAAUUUAUCGAACGAAAGUAAUCGAAUUCCGAAGAAAGCAAAAACCAUCUUUCAAGAAGGUUUAAUUCAACCGGGACCAGAUUUGGUGGUGUGCGAUGAGGGUCAUUUAUUGAAAAAUGCCAAAACAUCGUUGAGCAAAGCGGUGAAUCGUAUUCGAACAUUGCGUCGCAUUGUGUUAACUGGUACGCCGCUUCAAAAUAAUCUCAAUGAAUAUUAUUGUAUGGUGCAAUUCGUAAAGCCUAAUUUACUUGGUAAAUACAACGAGUAUUUGAAUCGUUUUGUAAAUCCAAUCACCAAUGGUCAAUAUACCGAUUCAACACCGUUUGAUAUACAAAUGAUGAAGCGUCGAUCGCACAUUCUCCACAAAUUGCUCGACGGAUGCGUACAGAGACGAGAUUACUCGGUGCUUGCACCCUUCCUUCCACCAAAACAAGAAUACGUGCUUUAUAUUCGAAUGACCAAACUUCAAGUGGAUUUGUACAAGUAUUACAUGGCCAAUCGACCGGCACAAAAUGAAUCGGGGAAGACUCGUUCAUCGAUUUUAUUCCAAGACUUCCAAAAUCUACAACGAAUUUGGACACAUCCUCGUGUAUUAAGAUACAACAGUGAUCGCUAUGAACAAAUGGCGCAAAAGAAAAAAUUCAUGGCAAGUGAUGAUGAAGAGGGUUCGCUGAAGGACUUCAUCGAUGACGAUGACGACGAUUCCGAUUUGGAUAACAGUACAUCCGACUCAUCGGACGCAUCAUCAAAUGAUUCAUCUGUGCAAUCGGUUCACUCGGACAAACCGUCGAAUAGCAAAAAGUCACAAGCGUCGAAUAGCGUAGCUGUGCGCCGAACCAGAGCAACGGCCAAGGACUUUGAGGAAGAGCCAAUUGAGCCAAUCAAAGAAGAGAAUCCAACCGAAUGGUGGAUGCCAUUGUGCCCUGAAGAAGAAUUGAAUAAUAUUGAGUAUUCGGGAAAAUUGAUGCUGCUUUUCUCAAUACUUGCGGAAUGUGAAGCUUGUGGUGACAAAUUACUUGUUUUUUCGCAGAGCUUGUUUUCACUCGAUGUCAUCGAACAUUUUUUGGCAAUGAUCGAUGAAAAUACACAAAAUCCGAAUCCAGAUGCAAAACUGGGCUCUUUUACCGGCAGUUGGACACGUGGCAUUGACUAUUUCCGCUUGGAUGGAUCAACUAACAUUGAAACGAGAAAUGCCAAUUGCAUUAGUUUCAACAGCGAAGACAACUCGCAAGCAAGACUCUUUUUAAUUUCGACACGUGCUGGUGGGCUUGGUAUUAAUUUAGUGGCAGCCAAUCGGGUCAUUAUAUUUGAUGCAUCAUGGAAUCCAUCGCAUGAUAUUCAAAGCAUUUUCCGAAUAUACCGUUUCGGACAAAAGAAACCAUGCUACAUUUACCGAUUCAUAGCAUUGGGCACAAUGGAAGAGAAAAUUUAUGAGCGUCAAGUCACCAAGUUGGCUAUAUCAAAGCGUGUCAUCGAUGAACAUCAAAUCGAUCGACAUUAUAAAGAGAACGAUUUGAAUGAAUUGUACAACAUUGAAAAUAUCGAUCCAGAAGAAGAACGUCCCCAACCGAAAUUGCCAAAGGAUCGAUUGUUUGCUGAACAACUUCACAAAUAUCCAGAUCGAAUUUGGAAGUAUCACGAACAUGAUUCAUUGCUCGAAAAUAAAUCGGAAGAAACACUGUCAAAAGAGGAAAUCGAAGCUGCGUGGAAAGAAUUUGAAGAGGAGAAAAAUCGACCAGCUGUUACUGCACAAAGUUUUGUUGGCUAUCCAACUUAUCAACGAGCCGCCGGCGCUGGUCCAGUUACGUCAAACAAUAUAUUUGGUUUUCGUACGGAUAUUUUGUUGCAAUUGCUAAACAUAAAAGCACGCCGCACUUAUCCGGGCAACCAAAACAUUGCGGAAAUAGUUCCUAUACUUCUGAAGCACUUGUACGAAACGAUGGAAAAGAAUGACACAUCGUUUUAUCAAGAGUUGCUGUACAUCCAGCAAACGGAAAUGGCAGCGCCGUCUCAAGGAAGCUAUCUAACGCCUCAAGGUCAUAUAAUGCCCGCGUAUUCGGGACGUGGUCGACCGCCUUUAAAUCCACAACACAGUACGGUUCAUAUGCAACAGCAGCAUUUAAUUCAGCAGGCACAAAAUAGGCUAAUGAACAUGAAUGGAAAUCCGGCACGGCAAGCCCCACCUCGUGUAUCACCACAAAUCAUCGAAAUCGAUUAGAUGUGAGCUGUAUCAAUCAUCCCAUUCAAAUCUUACCCCAUCGCCCCCUUCCACGAAGUCGAUCAACACUGAGAACACCAACGGCUUUUAUUUUCAUCGUAAUUGAAAAAAAGAAACAUGGAUCCAUAAUCGAUCUCUCUAUUGUUUUCUCUUUGACUCCUCUAAAUUGAAAACAGAAAGUUUGUUUAACAUAUAGACCAAUCCCCCAUAGAAUAAUUUUGAUUUUUGAACAAAGUAAACAACAACCACACCGUAUUUAUAAUAUCAUAUUGAAAAAAAAACAACAAAUUUUGAUUCAAAUCAUCUGUCACUCGAUUCGAUCGAGAUCGCAUCACAAUGAUUUAUAUUAAUUAAAUUUAAUAAAAAAUUAAUUUUAUGAAUAUUGUCGGCAAAAUAUAUUUCUUCAAAUACUCAUUCGGUAAUUUAAUGCCCUUAUUUUGCGCAACAACAAAAAAUGCAUGGCAAACAUCAGCCGCAGCAAUUGUGUGAGCAUCUUUCAAUUUUUUUCGAUUCGUUUUUAAUUAGACAACAAUAAAUUUUGUGCACCUUUAAUUAUAUUCUCAUUUUAAUUAGGCGCAAAAAUAAUGCCGGAGUGCAUACAGACACACACACACACACACACACACACACACACACACACACACACACACACACCAAAAUAAGAAUCGUUGAUUUGUUCGCAUUUUCAAUGAGUAAUACAACAAAUUGAAAUCAGUACAGGAAAUUAUACAAAUAGUUUAUGUCUUCGCCACAUACAAGCGAAUAAAUAAAUAGUUACUUUCUUAUAAAAAGGAAAGAUCUCCAGCGAAGAUUUGUGAUACGUAAAAAAAUGAAGAGAAACGAUUUAAAAAGUAAACGGUACUGAGAAUAAUAAUAAGAUACAAAAAUCUGAAAUUUUAAAAAUGAAAACAAUUUAAACAAAAAAUGAAGAAAGAAAAAAAUCAUUUCAAAUUGAAUGUAAAACCCGAACAUUAAAAUUAUUCCAUCUGAGUUAGAUUUAUUUCAA
Contarinia nasturtii (swede midge) is the source of this 6046-nucleotide messenger RNA. Its product is annotated as transcriptional regulator ATRX homolog. Gene Ontology annotation, cellular component: nucleus. The coding region runs from base 826 to 5040 and encodes 1404 amino acids. NCBI's taxonomy places the organism in Eukaryota, Metazoa, Arthropoda, Insecta, Diptera, Cecidomyiidae. The record is from RefSeq and is a predicted model, not a curated record. Gene Ontology annotation, molecular function: ATP binding; ATP hydrolysis activity; ATP-dependent chromatin remodeler activity. The transcript has 18 exons.